Messenger RNA from Oncorhynchus gorbuscha (pink salmon), 2057 nucleotides. Its product is annotated as protein EFR3 homolog B-like. Gene Ontology annotation, biological process: protein localization to plasma membrane. The transcript has 5 exons. NCBI's taxonomy places the organism in Eukaryota, Metazoa, Chordata, Actinopteri, Salmoniformes, Salmonidae. The record is from RefSeq and is a predicted model, not a curated record. Bases 462 to 1139 code for a protein of 225 amino acids. Gene Ontology annotation, cellular component: plasma membrane.
CAAGGCACCCAGGCUGUUCUCUGUUAGCUCCUCCACUAGCUGAAGAAGAAACACAGGACAGAGACUCUGAGGGAGACACAAGUUGUCUUCGGCAGAGGCCAUAAGGGCUGUGUGAGUGUGUGUCUGUGAAAUUCUUCACAUUGGUUGAAGCUGUAUGGAGGGUGUGUGUGUGUGGUGUUUUGUUGCUGAGGUUUAAGCUGGUGCGUAUGUGUGAAGGGCGUGUUGUUAGUGGUCAAUCCAUGUGUUAAGGAUUUGACAAGGUGGGUUAUGGAUAUGUGUGUUUCUGUGUUAAGAAAUGAACAGUCUUUAGUUAGUGUUGUCAGUGACACUACAGGCUUGUUUGAGGCUCUGAGCUGUUGUGUAGAUUUACGACAGGACUGAUUUGUAUGCAAGACUAGAGAGUACAUUUUUUUGUCUUGUCAUUGGAACUUAAUUUUAUAUAGCCUAGCAUAUGUGUUUGUAUGUGUUCCAGCGUAUCAGUGUGUGUUUUUGUGCGAGAAUUUGCUUCUGUGUGUGAGAGACUAGCUGUGUGCUUGAGUGUGUGUGAGCCGGUGUGUGUGUGUGUACCCACCAUGCCCCUGCCUGUGCCCGAUGUCCCGGCCUCUCGGAGGCUGACACUGGACUGUCGUUUCCUCCUGGAUCAUCGCGUUGGCAGGGGGGUGUGUGGUUGCUGUGGGGCUCUGAGGCCCCGCUACAAGAGACUGGUGGACAACAUUUUCCCAGAGGAUCCAGAGGACGGGUUGGUGAAGGCUAACAUGGAGAAGUUGACGUUCUAUGCCCUGUCAGCUCCAGAGAAGCUGGACCGUAUCGGGGCCUACCUGUCAGAGAGGCUCUCCAGGGACGUGGCUAGGCACCGCUACGGGUAUGUGUGUAUAGCUAUGGAGGCUCUGGAUCAGUUGCUGAUGGCGUGCCACUGUCAGAGCAUCAACCUGUUUGUGGAGAGUUUCCUUAAGAUGGUCCGUAAACUGCUGGAGGCCGACAAACCCAACCUACAGAUCCUGGGAACCAACUCUUUUGUGAAGUUUGCCAACAUUGAGGAGGACACUGCUUCUUAUCAUCGCAGCUAUGACUUCUUUGUUUCGCGCUUCAGCGAGAUGUGUCACUCCAGCUACGAGGACCCAGACAUCCGUACCAAGUGAGUGGACGUUAUAUGGAUGAUCAAUUGAUGUUGCAGAUUAGGGCUGUCCCUGACAAAAAAAAAUCUUAGUCAACCGAGCGUUGUCUUUUCUUUCGACCAAUUGAUUGGUAGAAAUGUUAAAACUUAUAUUUUUCCUUAUCGACACACCCUAUGUGUUUUAAUAAAAUCAACAAUAUUUACUGAAUUGUCUGUUGCUUAACCUUUUCUCAUGUGAGUUCCAAAUAUAUCUAACGGUCGCCCCAGCCUGAGAUUGUUUUAUGCGCGUGAUGUCAGAAUGCACUCACUUCAAAAAUGGGAUUGUUACGAAACAGGACUGGUAACCCACACUGCCCUCAAUCCAAGACACAUGCCACCUGCUAAUUAUCUAUAGUCUAUAUUUCAACAUGUUAAUUUUAAAUGAUUUCAUAACAAGUUGUAUUAAUUCACAUAGAAGUAGCCCAUUUCAUUGUUGCGGCCAAUUUAUGUAUGAGGCUUUACUGAACUGGACAAACGUCUCCCUUUGAGAGCCCAUGCACCUCACCAGUUGUUCCCCCAGAUCAAGUAUGCAGACAUUUGCGCAGUCUAGCACAAACCUUUUCCCCCUGGCACAUUUUCUGGCUGGUGCUUGCAUUUCCUUCACUGUUGUUUUCCUUACAAAUAAUAACUUUGGACAUGUGUGCGUUCCAAUCAAGGGUAGUGUGUUAUUUUCUGUAUAUCGUGUUGUCGUUUCUACUGUAGCAUACCGUAUGGAGCAUAAUGUAUUUACAGUAAAAAAAUAUAUAUUUUUUUUUUUCAAGUUCUGGUGACAAUUCAUGCAUUCUGAUUCUUGCGUAGAUUGUAAUGGACACAUACAGUGCAUUGGGAAAGUAUUCUGACCCCUUCACGUUUUACACCUUUUUGUUGUGUUAGUCUUAUUCUAAAAAUGGAUUAAAUUGUUUUU